Messenger RNA from Pseudomyrmex gracilis, 1227 nucleotides. RefSeq lists its product as uncharacterized. The transcript has 4 exons. Lineage: Eukaryota; Metazoa; Arthropoda; Insecta; Hymenoptera; Formicidae. Bases 748 to 1227 code for a protein of 159 amino acids. The record is from RefSeq and is a predicted model, not a curated record.
UUCACACUACAUAAAGCAGUUCGCGCACAAUGCAGUCCCUUUUAGGGGCGCUGAUCAACAAGUAGUUCGCACGUACACAUGUUCGUGUUCGCGAACGAGACAUUAUUCGCGUGAGUUUUUCGCGUCGAGGUUACGCUCGCAAAUAUGUGACUGUUACGACAAUUUUAGUGUUUCCAGUCUGUUUCUUGUUUUCGCGUAAUAACUUCAAAGCAGAAACGAUUUUCACAGUGAUAGACGAUAUUCUCGCGUUGUGUCGAAGCGAUUUAUCGUUGCUCCUCCUGCGAAUGAAAUGUUGCGAGUUAGUAUAAUAACUUAGAUCAUUUUUAGGGAAAGACUGUUUACAUAUAAAUAAAGUGGAUCGUUAAAUUGCCCUAAAAGAACAGCAUAAAUUUAAAGAUUUAAGUUAAUGGACUCAAUUGAUGCAUAUCAUUUGUUCGGACUUUUGAAGUUCAGUGUGAGACGUGAGAGAUUAUACGUGCUUCGAAACGUUUGUCGCGUUUCCGUUUCACAGUGAGCCAUUAUCGUGAACACAUCAGUAAAAUGUUCUGCUGUGAAAAAUUGCCAUGAGACAAAAAAAAAGAAGCCAACAUUGUGUGAAAAUGUGAUUCGACUCUACGACGGUGCGAAUUACGUUGAUUCGUUAGAAAGUUCGCGAAAUCAUUUUAAUCGCGAAAGCGAACGGAAACAAACGCGCUGGGAACGCAGUCGGUACCGAUAGCAAGGCUCUAUAAGGUGGCGGUGACGUCAAUGCACAUUUGCGCGCGAAUCUUCGCGUGGGCAUGGGAUCUUUUUGUCGGUAGCGCAGCGUACCCGAUGCAGCAAUCCGUGGGAAUAGAAGUGCGGGUGACCAACGAGAUAUCCGUGGUCUCGACGGAAACAAAUGCAGUCCGGGAUGCAGCACCACCUUGGACUACCAUAUCGGCUCCGAGUCGAACCACUCCGCCAACGCCCACUAAUCCACACCCACAAUACUUAUCGCCUUACGUCCUUCACGGGCGGAAUUCGCUUUGUUCUGCAAAUGAUUACACGCGGAGAAGGCGGCCUAUGACACUGCGCAUCGGUCCUCGUCUGAGUCUUCCGAGCAGAAGCACAUCCGCGCCCACCACAACUACAGACGGGGAAUGGCGUGCACUUAGAUACGAGUCACGCAAACUCUGGUACAACUGGUACAACUAUUGCCACGUGUCAGAAGUUCCUUUGCACUCGCAGUUAUUAAAAUCCGUGUAA